GCUCUGUAUUUCCAAAAUGGCGCUCCAGAGGAAGAAAGACGGCGGACCUAAUGUAAAAUAUUUUGAAUCUCAAGAAACUAUAGCUCAGUUCGACCCAGUUCGUACGUGGCUUCUCAAAAAUUGUAAAAAAUAUGUUCAAGCUGAUCCCCCAACUAACAAGAAUUUGGCUACACUGCUGGUACAGUUACUACAGUUUCAAGAAGAAGCUUUUGGUAGACAUGUUACAAAUCCAGCGCUUACCAAGUUGCCUAUGAAAUAUUUUCAAGAUUUUAAACCUGGCUCUGGUCUCUGUCAAAUUUUUCAAGCUGUUUUUAAGUUUAAAAGUGAACAAGGAUGGAGACGUUUUGAUUUUUCUUCUCCUUCUCGAAUGGACCGCAAUGUGGAAAUGUUUCUACAAGUGGAAAAGGCAUUGGUUUCUUCCAAGUGUUUUGUUCUGCCUCAGAUUUAUAUUAGACCUGAUGUAGACAAACUCUUGGUACCAAAACUUAAAGACAUCAUCAAACGUCAUCAAGGAGGUCUUGUGGAAGAUAUUGAAUCAUCAACUCAUGUCAUUUACAAUGUUUCUCAAAACCCCCCAGCGACUGAAGAAGAAUAUUUUCGUCCAACUUUUAAACGAGAUAAAUGUUAUGGAAUUCAUUGGUGGUAUUUUCCUGACAGUUAUGACUCUUGGGUGUCAGAUAUUAACAUUGAGUAUGAUCUAGAACAGACACCUCCACCAGAACAAUGGGAGGUUACAGCACGAUGGCUUCUUGACCUUGAUGAAUUUAAUGAAUGGAUGAAUGAAGAGGACUAUCUUAUUGAGGAUGAAAUAACCAGUGGUGAUGGGAAAAAAUCCAAGAAAACGGGAAAAGUGCGUCUUACUAUUGAUGAUAUUAGGGAUAGCUCUGAUGCUGACAAAAGCAGACGGCCCAAAAAAGGCAACAACAAACGUAAGCGAUCUCCUUCACCAGCCCAGGAAAAGACAAAACGAAAAAGCUCUAGAUCUACUGCCACUGGUUCCAAUAAGAAACGCAAAUGGGAAGAAGAUGAAGAAGACAGUACUAAAGACAUGGAAGACCCCCAGCCUGAGACCAACAUGCAAGAGGUUCAUAAUCCUAAAUCUGGAUUUGGGGCAAGAGGUGGAAAAGAUGAAUUUACUCCAAUCAAAGGCGGAUCUAUUAUGGAUUUAGAUGAAGAACAAGCAGACAAGGCAGAUCAAGAAAGGCCUGAAGGUGCUACUGGAACUACUGGUGAGGAAACCGAGAAGAAAGACACACAGGAAGCAGGAGAUGACACCUUGACCGAACAAACACAUCACAUCAUUGUCCCUAGCUACUCAGCCUGGUUUGAUUACAACUCUAUCCACGCGAUAGAAAGAAGAGCAUUGCCAGAGUUUUUCAAUGGGAAAAACAAAUCUAAAACACCUGAGAUAUAUGUUGCAUACCGUAACUUUAUGAUAGACACAUAUCGUUUGAAUCCAACCGAGUACCUCACAUCCACAGCUGUAAGGAGAAAUCUAGCGGGAGAUGUCUGCUGCAUUUUGAGAGUACAUGCCUUCUUAGAGCAAUGGGGUCUAGUCAACUAUCAAGUAGAUGCUGAUAGCCAUCCAUCCCCAAUGGGGCCUCCUACAACUUCACAUUUCCAUAUCUUGGCUGACACACCUUCUGGUAUUGCAUCCAUUAACCCUCCAAGGCUUAAUCAGCCAUCAGCAGCACAGGAGAUUUGUGACUUUAGUGAAAGGAGGGACAGAGAAGAUGACACAAGAAAGGACUUGUCCAAUGUUGGGUUAAAAACUGAUAUCUACACAAGAAAAGCUCUCAAGGACAAAAACCCAUCUCUGCGUGUCCGUGAAUGGACUGAUCAAGAAACCCUCCUGCUGUUGGAAGCGUUGGAGCUCUACAAAGAUGACUGGAACAAAGUAUGUGAACAUGUAGGCAGCCGUACUCAAGAUGAAUGUAUUUUACACUUUUUGCGGUUACCAAUUGAAGAUCCAUUUCUUGAAGAUGAUGAUGGUCACCUUGGGCCUCUGGUGUAUCAACCAAUCCCAUUUUCCAAGAGUGGAAAUCCAAUCAUGUCUACAGUGGCUUUUCUGGCCUCUGUUGUUGAUCCAAGGGUCGCCAGUGCUGCUGCUAAAGCAGCUUUAGAGGAGUUUUCUAAAAUGAAAGAUGAAGUUCCUCCUGCUAUUGUGGAUGCUCACACUAAAACAGUUGUUACUGCUACUAAAGAGGGCAAGGCUGUUGAUCCAAAUUAUGGCCUUGAAAAAAGUGGCAUUGCUGGUACAGAGAUUGCAAGUGAUGAAAAUGGUGAUGCUAAGAAAGAAGACAAACCAAAGAAGGAUGAGGAUGAUGAAUGUAUGGAAACAGAUGGGACCAAAGAAAAAGAUGAAGAAAAAGAAGAAGAUGAGAAAGAGAAACCAGAGCUGGAAACAAAGGAUUCUGAGAAAAAAGAUGAAGACACAGAAAAAACUGAACCAAAGAGUGAAGAAAAAAAUAAGGAAGAAAAAACCUCGGCUGUCCAAGAGAAGUUGCUUGAUGGCCCGGACGACAACGCUUCAGUUGUUUCAACAGCAGCGGCUGCAGCUCUAGCUUCUGCUGCUGUCAAAGCUAAACAUUUAGCAGCAGUUGAGGAGAGAAAGAUCAAAGGACUUGUAGCUCUGUUAGUUGAGACACAGAUGAAGAAACUGGAGAUCAAGCUGAGACACUUUGAGGAGCUUGAGACCAUUAUGGAUAAGGAAAGAGAAUCUCUAGAGUACCAGCGCCAGCAGCUGUUACAAGAAAGACAACAGUUCCACAUGGAGCAGAUCAGGGCAGCAGAGUACAGGGCCAGGCAGUUUGCCAACCAACAGCUGACAGACAGCAAGCCCCAGCUGACCCAGCAUGGUGACAGCACACCAUCAAGCUCUGGUGCCCCACCAUCUGUCCACAACCCUGCCCUGGCAGCGGCUGUUAGUCACGGCUCCGGUUAUGUCAUGCAUGGAUCCCCCAUGCCACCCCAAGGUCCACAGGUGCAGGCAACUCAAGUCUCCCAGGGUUCACCUGCUGCCACCCCUGUCUUAUCUAGCACCCCCGCACCUCCAUCCCUCGCUUCAUCCGUACCCACAUCAGCCAUCUCAUCGCCCUCCACAUCAUCGUUAAAUGAACCUGCACCCUCCACCACCCCCACAUGUGUCAGUUCAUCAUCUGGUGCCCUCACCCAGGCUUUACAGUCUUCUCCACAGACACCCCCACCCACACUCACCCCUAGUGGUACACCCACACCACAACAGCAAGCCGCCAUGCUGCCCGUCAACCAGCAGCCACACAUGCACCUCCAGCAACCUCUCGGACAAAGUUUCCCCCCUAAUCCAUACACCAACCCUGGCUCAACCACACAGGGUGGUCCAUAUUCUUCAAGCCCCCACCCCCAGGGGGUUGCGGCUUACCAACCAGGUACCCCACAUACAUACCAGCACCCCAUGGGAAUGAGCCAAGGGUCAUCUCAGCCCUACCCUGGCCCCCAGACACAGCCUGGCCAUUAUCAGGGCUUCAUGAACCAGCCCAAUCAAUACCCACCCCACCCUGGUAACCCACAAUUUGGGACUCCCCAGCAAGGUUACUCUCAGUACAGUGGGGCCCCUUCAUCCGGCCCUUACCCUAACCAGCCCAUGCAGCAGUACCCAGGCCAGUAUCCUCAGACAGGUCUGGGGGCUCCCCAGGGCGCCCCUCCCCCAGGUGUAACUAGAGGGCCUAUGUCUGGAAAUGCUGCAGUCUAUCGUCUACUCUGUGCUUUAGGUACAGGUGAUUCACAAGAGCAGAUGAUGAUCUCCCCCUCCCCCCCAAGUGCCAACAAGUAGGACAACACAAAGCAUUGACUGUUAUAAUGGAUAAACACAUCGUUUGGAUUAGGUGUCUUAUAUUUUAUGGCUAAUUUAAUUUUUGUUUGUUGAGAAUUGCAUUUAAUAUCAUUAUGUGAAAUGUCUUUAUGUGCAACCUUUUUUUUUGUUAACAUAUUGAUUUUGCAGCCUUCAAAAAUGUGUAUUUACUAUUUACAUGGUGCAUAAAAAAUAUUUUUUGCAUUAACACGCGACCCUGACAUUUAUUUAUGUAACUUGAAAAUUCGACCAUUUUAUUCGGUUUAACUUACACUCUUAGUUUCAGAUUUUAAAACAUAAUUAAACUAGUGCUCUUUUUAAAUGUAAGCUUUUGUUAACAUUUAGUUAUACAAAGGCUGGACAUACUUCCCUCUUCUAUAGUAGUUUGAGGUCAACUUCUUGGAUAAAGGCUAGUCAGCAAACUACUUUAUUAAUUACUUUGCUAUAGUACCGUACCUUUACUAUUAAAAUUCCUAAUCAAAUCGAUAAUUGCUUUUAGGCUAAGUAAGUUGGUAGAGGUUAAUUUAGCUGAGCUAACUAUUGAGGUUCUCUAAGGCUAGUUUAGUUAGUUAAUGUAGGGGGUUGCCAGUAUCUCAUGUGAUGUCAGUACAGAAAAAAAGCUAUUGUGGUUUGUCCUUUUGGACUUGUAUGUGUUAAAUCAAUGUUUUCAUUGACUUUAUUCAAGUGCAUCAAACUAUAUUAUAAAACAAUUUUUUUAUAUUUUUAAUAAUUUAAUAUACUGAAGAGCAUAAGAUAUAAAUAUGUAAAUACUUGUUGAUAAAACCUUAAUAUAAUCCUACAAAUAUACUAGCCUUUGGAUUUCUAUACGGUGUAGAAGCUUGACUCUGUUUCUUGAUGACCAGCUUGUCAUUAGUUCUCGUGUAGUUAGUGUUGCUUGAAACAAAGUUAUGUGUAAGUGUUAUUUAUUGUAUUCUUUCUAGAGAAGCUGGAAGAUUUUUCUUGUCAAAAAACUAGUUUUGUUAAAUUAAUUUGUUUUUGUAAAAGCAGCUUUACUAGUAGUAACAGUAAUUGUAUUUUGAUAUUUUUUUUUCUUUUUGUAAAUCUGUUGAGUAAUAUUUAGAUUGUUCUCUCAUUAGUCUAAAUUUGUAAUGGCACCAAGAAUUUUUUUUACAAGUAUUACCAUAAUAAUACUGAAAUUGUUUUUUUUUUUUAAACCUGUACUGAAAUGAUUUCAUAAGAAAAAUAUUUUCUUUCACAUUACUAAAGAUCUUCAUGUAAGCUUUGUUUUACAUUAUAUUCUUAAAAAUUGA
Molecule: messenger RNA, 5100 nt
Organism: Physella acuta
Lineage: Eukaryota; Metazoa; Mollusca; Gastropoda; Physidae
Product: SWI/SNF complex subunit SMARCC1
Biological process (GO): cell projection morphogenesis
Cellular component (GO): synapse
Molecular function (GO): protein binding
Source: RefSeq, a predicted model, not a curated record